Molecule: messenger RNA, 957 nt
Organism: Aspergillus melleus
Lineage: Eukaryota; Fungi; Ascomycota; Eurotiomycetes; Eurotiales; Aspergillaceae
Product: Vacuolar protein sorting-associated protein 62
Exons: 5
Coding region: 1-957 (318 amino acids)
Source: RefSeq, a predicted model, not a curated record
AUGGAUCUAGCAGCAACUUCUCUGCCUGGCUAUGUGCUGGACUACGCACCGCUGGUCUGGCUACACAGCGAGGACCCGUACCGACCAUCCGGUUUCGCCCAGCAGCUCGAACACACCAGCCCGCAGGUGGACUGGAAAGUGGUCGAAGGAGCGCCCUCGCCGCUGACGCUCGACAACUUGGACAAGCUUAAUGAUCUGGGCAACACGAGCAUCUACCUGACGUCCGAAGAAGGCAUUGAUGCGGACCCGACACCGUCGUGGUUCCUCGGCGCUGAUAUCACAGCGGAGGGCAAGUCUGAUGAUGUCUCCUCGUCGAUCAUCGUGAAUGAUCACGGUGACGGCACGGUAGAUGCCUUCUAUUUCUAUUUCUAUGCGUACAACCAGGGAAACACGGUCCUGGGCAUGGAGUUCGGGAAUCACAUGGGCGACUGGGAGCACAACAUGAUCCGUUUCUCCAAUGGAGAACCCCAAGCCAUCUGGUACAGUCAGCAUGCGAACGGACAAGCAUUCAAGUACAAGGCCACGGAGAAGAAGGGCAAGCGACCGAUCGCCUAUUCCGGAAAAGGCACGCAUGCAUUGUAUUCCAUCGCCGGGAACCACGAUCACGCCAUUCCGCAUCUGAACCUCCCCUUCGGCUUCGUCGUCGACACCACCGACCAGGGAACUCUCUGGGACCCUAUCCUCAGCACAUACGCAUACAGCUACAACGCCGCGGACCAGAGCUUCAAGCCCUACGACGACAGCUACCCGGUCAGCUGGCUGAACUUCAACGGACAAUGGGGCGACGAUGCGCUCCCGGGCGGACCGGAGCUGUUUGGACAGAAGAAGUACUCCGCGGGACCCAACGGACCCAAAUUCAAGACGCUUUCCCGGACCAAGGUGUGUCCGGAUGAUCCAUGCGUUGAGCUUCCCUUCCGGAUUUGGAGCACGAUCAACUCAACGUCGGCAACGGCCUGA